Molecule: messenger RNA, 2869 nt
Organism: Hemicordylus capensis (graceful crag lizard)
Lineage: Eukaryota; Metazoa; Chordata; Lepidosauria; Squamata; Cordylidae
Gene: DAXX
Product: death domain associated protein
Exons: 8
Coding region: 427-2640 (737 amino acids)
Molecular function (GO): histone binding
Source: RefSeq, a predicted model, not a curated record
ACAAGCCCACCCUUCCCGAGCUACACCAGGAACAGACGAGGUUUGGCGGAAAGGACGAGGGGGCAGCCACCCCAGUCUUGCGUUUCAGCUGGGAGACAAACCUUGCGGCUAAGGAGCAACCGAGCGGCGCACCCAGCAGCGGGCAGCCAGGAGAGAGGCUGCUGCUCUAGUGUUGAGGUGGCCAGCCGGGUAGGCAGCUUGGAGGCCGCCUUGGGCGUCUACUGAGUGGAGAGACUGGCUGGGUGGAAGAAGAGAUGUCUGUAGAAAUCCAACAGGUGCCCGGGCCUCCUUGCUGGCUUGCUUGCCAGUGCUGAGGGAGGGGACUGACAGCAGGGUGUUUCCUGCCCCCACCUGAGAUGUUGCUCCCGCUUGCUAGUUCCUCCAGCUGUCACUAGGCCUGGCGUGGGGCUCCCCGCCGCCACUGACAUGGCUUCCUCCUGCAGCAGCAGCAGCAGUAUUAUCAUUUUGGAUGAAGAUGAUGACGGUCCCCCUCCUCUUCUGGCCCCGCCUGUGCCAAAUGCAGAGCCUGGUCCCAGCAGUGCUCCUCUCCUGGAGUCAUCUGUGCCUCCACCUCAGGCUAAGGGCAGCUCAUGUCCAAAGGCCACUGUUGUGGGAAAGGACCCUGCCAGCCUCAAAGCAGAGAAUGACCGCCUCUUUGCAGAGUUUGUUGCCUUCUGCUCACAGCACACCAAGGAGCACCCGGAGGUGAUGCCCUUCCUGGCUGGCCGGCACGAGAAGACCAGCCCGGAGUUCCUGGCCUCGGUGGAGUUCCGCAACGUGCUGGGCCGCUGCCUGACGCGGGUGCAGGCCAAGCGCAGCAAGGUCUACGUCUAUAUUAAUGAGCUUUGCACUGUCUUCAAGGCCCACUCUCAGAAGAAGAGGCAUCAGCUGGCUUGCAGCACCCUCGAAGGCUCCCCUGCCCCCUCGGACCCUUCCGAGCCGGAGCCACGUAGCAGCAGCGGAGUCAGCAGCGGUGGUGGCGGCUCCAAGCGGCAGAUCCGGUACCUGGAGAACCUGCUGCGGAUCUACGCAGUGGAGAUCCGUCGCCUGCAGGAGCAGGAGCUGAACCUGGAGGAGCUGGAUGACGGCGAUUCGGCGUACCUGCAGGAGAGCCGCCUGAAGCGGCGGAUGAUGCGGAUCUUUGAGCGCCUCUGUGAGUUGAAGGACUGCAACAGCCUGACCGGGCGUGUCAUUGAGCAGCGCAUCCCCUACCGCGGGACCCGCUACCCAGAGGUCAACCGCCGCAUCGAGCGCCUCAUCAACCACCCCGAGGCCUUCCCGGACUACAACGACAUCCUCAAAGUAGUGCAGAAGGCAAGCACCCGGCACAGCCUGGGCCUGGCGAAACGUCAGAUGGAGAGCAUGGCGGCCGACGCUUUCCGGGAAGUGGGCAACCGCCUGCAGGAGCGGCGCCACCUGGACCUGAUCUACAACUUUGGCAGCCACCUCACCGACCAGUACCGGCCCAAUGCUGACCCGGCACUGACAGACCUGGAGCUGGCCCGGCGCUUGCGGCACAACCGUGAGCUGAGCCUGCAGCGCCUGGAGCAGGUGAUGUCCCAGUACGCCCACCUGCAGGACGAGAGCGAAGAGGCCGAGUGGCGGCGGAAGCGGGUGCCCCCGACUGCAAGCGGAGCCGCCGGCCAAGAGCAGGGGGAGCCGGCCUCUCCCAAGGAGCCUGGCUCAGCAGCCGCUGCCGCCGGAGAGGGCAGCCCAAAGGGGGCAAAUAAAGAGGCGUCUUUGGCAGAUGAUGAAGAGGAGGAUGAGGAGGAUGAAGAAGAUGAGUCCUUGUCUUCUGAGACAGACAUGGAGGCAGAGCUGGAGAAGAGCCUGGAGUGUGGGGAGGAUGAAGAGGGCCCUCUGCCAGAGGAGGACCCCCCGGCCCAAGAGGUGGAAGCCGACCAGCUCAUGGAGCUGGAGACACCCGAGCUCAUACUAUCAUCCUCUGCAGAAGAGGAUCUGGAUGAGGAGGAGGAGGAGGAAGACGAAGAGGAGGAGGAAGACAACAAUGACAAUGGUGGCAGCGAAGAACAAGAGGAUGGCCCAAAGGGUGUGAGGCAGCUGUCUCUGGAGCCUAGUUCGCCUGGCAAGGCCCCCACUCUCAGCAGUCCCCCCUCCCAGCAAUUUCUGCUGGAGAUUGAGGCGGCCUUGACCCUGGAGGCUGCUGAGACCCCGCCUCCCUCCCCGCAGCCGGCCUCCUCCCCACUGUAUCGGACUGAGCAGGGGGGCAGCUUCCCUGUCUCUUUGCCUGAGCGGAAGGUGCCGCCACCUGUCAAGCGUAGCCACUCCCUGGAGAACGGGGGCCCCCAUGGGCUGGAUGUCACCACCAUCUGUGAAGUUAAUGGGCAGCCCCCCAGCAAGAGGGGCAGGCAGGAGCUACGUGUUUCCAAUAGUAGCUGCAUCGAGGUGCCCAGCGCCGGCUCAUCUGACGAGGAUGGGGAAGGACUCCCCAGCCCCUUCUCUCCACAGAGCCCGGCCCCCGUCGCCGACUCCACCUGUGCCGACUCCCCCAGCCUGGGCCUGGUCAGCAGCUCACAGGGCAGUCCUCAGCACCAGCCACAGUGGGCCUGCCUCACCAAGACCAGCGUGGCAACCCAGUGCGACCCAGAAGAGAUCAUCAUCCUUUCGGACUCUGAUUAGCCUUGUGCUACAGCAGAUGUUUAUUUGGGGGGGGCAGGGAGGGGGCUGUGGUUUUGUGGACUCUAGGGAGCUUUUUGGUGUCGCAUGGGGGCGGAGGUGGGGCAGAGUGUGUUCUGGGUGGUGCUGGGUGAGGGGUGGCUGGUGGGCUAUUUACUUAUGCCUCAUCCUCUUGGGAGUUGUUUUUUCAAAGUUGGAAAAAAAUUAAAAUAAAAUAUUUUUGUUUAUUGAG